AUGGCCAGCAUGAAGGAACAGGUCCUGGGCUGGGCGCUCGCAGCAUCGAGGCAUGGAGACAGCUGGUGGCUUCCAUUCGUGCUCCUGGCAGUCUGCACUGUGAAUUCCAUCACUGGCGGAGUGCUCACUUGGUCUGUCGGGAUGAUCCAGAUGCUGCUCUUCAACAUCAUCGUGCUGUCCCGGAAGAAGACAUUCUUCAUCGCGCCCCUGAUGUUGAGCAUUGGCUCCCUGAUAGCUGGCUACUUCUACGUGGAGAUAAUGAAGUCAGAGGGCCAACGAGCGCUGCUGGCAAAGGCCGGUGUGGAGGAUUCGCAAUGGCUGGCGAAGGCACGCGAGUGGGCCAAAGAUUGGGGAGUUCUUGGCCUCGUCGGAAUGCAGGUAGUGCCGAUUCCUAUUCCGACAGCAGUGAUCGUGAUUUCCGGCGUGCUCGCUGAGAUGGAUGGCUUCAAGAUUCUUGUGACCGUUUUCACCAGCAAGUUCAUUCAGCUGACCCUUGGUGCAAUCGCCCUGAAAUAUGCAACGGAGCACCAAACUCCUGAACAGUACAUCCGCCAGCAGAUGGAGGGGGACAAGGCUGCAGAAACCAAAAAAGAUGAGUGA
This is a messenger RNA of Symbiodinium sp. CCMP2592, 600 nucleotides long. The record is from the annotation of a GenBank genome assembly. NCBI's taxonomy places the organism in Eukaryota, Dinophyceae, Suessiales, Symbiodiniaceae.